Prorocentrum cordatum is the source of this 2625-nucleotide messenger RNA. The record is from the annotation of a GenBank genome assembly. Lineage: Eukaryota; Dinophyceae; Prorocentrales; Prorocentraceae.
AUGGCACCGCGGCCGGCGGCUGCGCUGCUGGGGGCGCAGCUGCUGGUGCGGCUCGCGGGGGCGGGUCUGCAGGUGGGAGCCGGGGAGGCUUGGGCGGGCAAGGGGCAGGCCGCGUGGGAUCUGCCCUCCUGCGUGGGGGAGGCCGCCGGCCACGGCGGCGGCUGCCCGCCUGGCACGGCGGCGGCGUGCUGGCCCGACGCGGGGCAGAAGUGGGCGUGCUGGAGCACCUCGCAGGUGCCCAUUUGGUUCUCCAGGCGGGCCGUGGCGGACGCGGUGUGUCGGGCAUGGCCAGUCGAGGGCGCGACCAUGGAGGAGGGUCAGUACUACAGCGGCGCCUGCACGUUUCUCCCAGGGCACUCCCCGCCGGAGAUGUCCGACCUCCUCGCCUGGGACGAUGCGUACGAGGAGGCGGCCGUGACUCUUAGCAGGAUGGAGGGGCGGGAGAAGUACCUGCUGCUCCAGGGCCUCGGCUGGGAGUGGCCCGAGGGCCAGGAGAUAGGCGCUGGCUUCUGGGACCUCAAGAAGUGGUACUACGUGGGAAACACGGCUCCGAUCCCCCGCGUCGGCGUGCCGAGCCUCAACAUGCAGGACUCUUCCGGGGGGUUCCGGCCAUAUUGGGAGGAGAUGGUGGGGACCGUGACUGGAUGGCCCUCCUCCCUGGCGCUGGGUGCGACCUGGGACCUGGACGCGGUGAGGCUCAUUGCGCUCUCGUUGGCUCAGGAGGUGACCCAGAAGGGCGGCAACACCAUUCUAGGACCUGGCGUGAACGUCCACAGGAGCGAGUGGGGUGGACGCAACUUCGAGUAUAUUGGUGGGGAGGACCCGUAUCUGGGUUCCAAGCUUGGCGCGGAGUACAUUCGAGCGAUGCAGUCGCAGGGGGUCAUGUCUGUCGUCAAGCACUGGGUGUUCAACGAGCAGGAGACGUUUCGGGAUAGUGGCUCGUCCAACGUGGACAAGAAAACCGCUUGGGAGCUCUACUACCCCCCUUUCCAGGCAGCCGUGGAUGCAGGUGUUGUAGCAGCGAUGUGCUCCUACAAUAAGAUCGACGGCGUGCACUCGUGCGAGAACUCGGACACGCUCUCGGACCUCAAGAGGGGCAUGGGCUUCAAGGGCUUUGUGCAGUCGGAUUGGUGGGCCACCCACAGCACAGCCCUGAAGGAGGGGCUGGACCAGGACAUGCCUGGGAUCGGCGAUUUUGGCAUCGGGAACAUGGGCAAUUGGUCCAACCUUGGAGCUAACGAGACCAAGAAGACUUGGUACUCCCCUUCCCUCUUGGACGAACAGCCCGAGGACCUCGUCGAUGCCUCCUGCCUCCGGAUCCUGGCGGCCAUGAGCCGCGUGCGGGUCCGGAGCAACGCGUGCAGCCCCCCGUCGUGCGCGGAGAUGCUGAAGAGGAACGUCACCAGUGGCAUCUACUCGGCCCUGGCGCGCUCCGUCGCGGCAAGCUCCGUGGUGCUGCUGAGCAACCGCAACGACACCCUGCCCCUGGCGGCUCCCGGGGUCAAGACGAUCGCGGUCGUGGGCAGCGCCGCGGUGGCCGUGCCCUAUGACCCCAACGGCAAGGGCCAGGGCGAGGGCGAGUGGUGGACCGGGGUGGCGCGGAAGGCUGGGGGCACCUCGGGCCAGGACAACUUCCAGCAGCACCCGAGCAUCACCAUGCGCCCGCAGGACGUGGUCACGCCGCUGGCCGGCAUCACCGCGGCCGCGCAGGCGCGCGGCAUCAGCGUGGUCAGCUACACCGGCAAUUCGACCGCGGGCGCGGUGGCCCUGGUGCAGAAGGCGGACGUCACGAUCGUGGUCGGCGGCGCCAUCAGCGGCGAGUCACAAGACCGCGACACGCUGCAGUUGCAGGACGGAGCCGACGAGCAGAUCCGCGCAGUGGCCAACGCGUCGAGUGGGUCGAAGAAGACGGUUGUGCUCCUGCAGGUGCCAGGUGCCGUGGUGAUGCCGUGGCGCAACGCGGUUGACGCCAUCCUCAUCGCCUUCCAUCCUGGCCAGCAGGCAAGGACGGGCUACCGCAGCGGCAGGCCCGCCGCCUUUCCGUUCGGGCACGGCCUCACCUACACGACCUUCGUGUACGAGCCGCUGCAGACCGGCCCCUGCGACGGCGGCGACCGCUGGCUCUGCGUCUCCGUGCGGGUCCGGAACGUGGGCUCCGCCGCCGCGCAGGCCGUGCCGCAGCUGUACCUGGAGUUCGGCCCCGAGGCGGGGUACCCGACCCCGAUCCUGAGGGGCUUCCAGAAGACGGGCAUCAUCCUCCAGGGCGGCUCCGAGGUUGCGACGUUUGCGCUCUCGGAGCGCGACCUGUCCUACUACGACGCGGGAAGGUCCGACAGGUGGGUGCUGAGCUGCGAGAUCACGGCCCACGUGGGCGAGUCGUCUGCGGACCACCGGCAGCACCUGGACCUGGGCGGGGCCAUCUCCGAGCACGUGUCGGCCGCGUGCGGGGCGCCCGCGGGCCCGCCGGUGUUUGCCACGGCGGGCGCCCUGCUGCUCCUGCUCGCCGGUCUCGGCGGGCGGAUGUCCGCAGGAAGGCCGCGCCGCCGUGCGCUCCUGCCCAGGCCAUUGGCACCGACGCCCGCGGCAUCUCCACGGAGACUCGAUGCCGACGAGGACACGGCGUAG